AUGGAGACGUGUAAAUUGGAUCUUGAAUUCGAUGAAGAGAAUGAAGAAGUAGUCUUUUCAGUUAUUGGUGCCCGUAGUGUUUAUUUAAGUGGUUAUUAUAUCAAUCCCAACCGCCACCAUUCAAUAAGAAGAUAUGAUGAUGAUACAGAUUCAUAUGGAGAAGAUAUUGUUGAUACUGAGAAUGAACAAUCAAACUCAGAGGACGACGACUAUGACUUUGAUGAUAGUUUCAUCAAUGAUAGUGACCCUGAGUUUUGCCUUCCAUCUAGGAAUAAGGGUGAUGAUGAGAUCCGCUUGACACCAAGUUUUAACCUUGAAUGCAAAAAAGGUGUUGAUUUUAGACGAAAGCAUCUUAAGAAAAAAUAUAUAGUCAGUGAAUCGGAUGAGGAUGAUGAACCUGCUGAACAAUCAAUUGCCGUCAAAGAAAUUAAAAAGCAUUUGAUUUUGAAUGCCAAUGAGGAGGAUAAGUUACCCAUUUCUUCCUUGUUCAAAAGCACAAAGGAUGUAAAAUAUGUUGAAGCAAAUGUAACUCUAGUUGAAAAGUCAUCCAGAAUCAGCGAAGAAAAAGGCGGACAGAAGGUUGAUGAAGAUGCUCAUCAUGAUACUUGCUCUAAAAGGACCAUUGAUAUUCCUGAAGGAAAAAGUGGAAGUGACCGUGGUUGUGAUUUAUCAUUACCAUCUAAUGAUGACAAGAAUAAUAAAAGUGAGACUCCGAAGAAAAAGAAGAGACGAAUGGAUGAAGAGAAAGACAAUAGUCUUAAUGGACGAGCAAAGCCUGAUGGGGUGCUUGAGACAAUGGAUAAAGAGAUUGGUCUUGAAGAUGGUAACAACGGAGUGACAGAGAAGAAAAGGAAAAUGAAGAAGAAAGAUGCCAUCCAACAGGAAGAGAAUGCCCUUUUUGAAGGGCUAAUGCAAGAUGUGCAGGCUGAUUUAAACAUUAAAAACAUGAAUAAAGAGAUUGAUAUUGAAAAUCAGUUCCAUGAUGUGCAUCCCGGUGGUGAUAAGGGAAGUGACAAGAACCGUGGCUCCUUGCAACAAUUUGACAAGGAUAGCAAUGGAAAAAAAGUGGCAGCAAAGAGAAAACAAAACAAGAAACAUGCCGCUAAGCAGGAAGAGAAAAACAUAGGGACAGAACAAAGGAAAAAAAAGAAAAGAAUUGAGAAAGAAGUGAUAGCUUCUGAUGUUGGGGUAAACCAAGAUGGGCAGUCCAAGACGAGGAUGGAAAUCAUUAAUCAAGAGCUUGCCAUUGCAAGUGAGCUGCAUCAAAGUUCAAAUGUUACCAAGGCAAAUGAACAAGUUCGUGAUUCUCAGUUGAGAUCCAACAAGGAUGGCAAUGGCAAUGUUGAGACAAAGAAGAAAAAGAAAAAGAAGCAGCAAGCCAUUGAACGGAAAGAGAAUAUUUUUUAUGGGGAAAAUCAAGAUGGACCAAUGGGGAAAAAUAUUAAAAUGAUUAGCCAAAAAUCUGUUGUUAAAGAUGAAUUGCAAGAAAGGCCCCCAAAUGAUGAUGGUGCAUGUGAACAAGCUUGUGAUUCCCAGCUGUCUUCCAAUAAGGAUUGCAUUGUCAACACUGAGACGAAGAAGAAAAAGAAAAAGAAGCAAGCCAUUGAACAGGAGAACAUUCUUUUUGGGGUAAACCAAGAUGGGCAGUCUGAGAAGAAUAUUGAAAUGAUUAGCCAAGAACAUGCUAUUGAAGAUGAACUAGAAGAAAGGCUCCCAAAUGAUGAUAGGAAAGAUGAACAUGCUUGUAUUCCCAGCCCUCUUCAUUUUAUAUUAGAUAUGACUCUUGGCAUCAGUAUUGAUAAUGUUGCGGAUACAUACGAUAGUGAGAUGAAUAAAGAGAUAAUGGAAAUGAAGGAUGAAAGCCUGACCCAACAAGGAAGGUGA
This is a messenger RNA of Nelumbo nucifera (sacred lotus), 1884 nucleotides long. NCBI's taxonomy places the organism in Eukaryota, Viridiplantae, Streptophyta, Magnoliopsida, Proteales, Nelumbonaceae. The record is from RefSeq and is a predicted model, not a curated record.